Messenger RNA from Orbilia oligospora ATCC 24927, 342 nucleotides. RefSeq lists its product as uncharacterized. Bases 1 to 342 code for a protein of 113 amino acids. The record is from RefSeq and is a predicted model, not a curated record. The transcript has 5 exons. Lineage: Eukaryota; Fungi; Ascomycota; Orbiliomycetes; Orbiliales; Orbiliaceae.
AUGAAUACAGUAAAAUCUUUCUGGGUUGGCUGGGGCUCAUUAAUAGUUGGUGGCGGAGCGGCCUACUAUUUUGCCAAACAGUCCAUUGACGCCGACAGACGAGAGAAGCACAUGCAACGUAUCAUGCUCAAGAAACGCAACGAAGAACUCGAAAAUUCUGGGCAUCCGAUUCCCACACAAAGCGAAAGCCCUCGCGAUCAUCUCGCAGCCCAGUUAUCGGAAUUACAAGAACCGGCACCGACAAGACAUACGCCAGAUAAUGAAGAAGAAAGGGUGACAUCGAAAAGUAAAUUCGAGGCCACCCAGCCAUACAAAGCAAGAAGAGGUGACAGAUUUAGCUGA